UUGCGAAAUGUAAAUCAUUGUUUUCCUGUAAAUUCCAAGCAUGUUUUGACUGAAGUUGAUGUAAUUUAAGUAAAAUAGCAUCUAAAAUAGUCUGAUCGGGGUAGAAUAUUUAAAAAUCGCUUAAAAAAAUGGUUUGUGCUUGUAAAAAUCGGUCGAAAAAGUGCAGCAAAAUACGGAACAGAAACAAUAUUAACAAAACGUGGGUGCACUAGAAUGCCCGAUGCAUUUUUGGAUAAACAAGGGAAAUCAUCAGGGGCAUUACUGGCCAAGGGGUUGUUCUUUGGUUCGUCCCCCACCGGAAGCUGUAGUAGACUACCUUACUAGAUAUCAGUUACCUCGUCCUAGGGGAUUGUAUCCCAAGCCCAUGGUAACGCCAGUCCGCAGAUUUCAGUCCCUCGAAAGCGUUACCAACAACACACUGCGAUAUGCAAGGUCUCCAUACCAUCGUCCCAACAACAGAUCCGCCGCUUCGAACAAUCCACAUAAUAUUUUAUAUUACCACAAUUCUUCCAAUGUGCGAAUUCCAAGACUGGAAAGAGCCACGCCAGAUAGAGGCAAUGUCCAGACCAGUCCGCAUAUGAUCGAGAACAAUGUCCUGAAAUCGUACAUAUGCAAAUUCAAAUUCGGAUUGUUUGUGUUCGCCUUCAUGUCCGUCUUAGUAUUUUUUGGGGCCAAUUUCUUAACUACAGGGGAAAUAUGGAGAAUGGGAGUUGAAGGUGGUGUAGUUAUUGCCAUAGCUUUUAUAGUACUAAUGAUUGGAGGUACCAUAUUGUUAUAUUUGAGUGGUUACGCAAGUGCUAGCCAAGAUUUUCCCGUCAUCCAACAGAAUUCAAAUGAUUCUACUGUCAUAGAGCAGAAUCGUCUAGAGGAGACUCCUCCUCAUCAAGAACCAACAGCCAACCAUAUUUCCGUGCACCAGGUAGAUGUCCAAGAAUUACCCCCUCCUCCAUAUCAUAUAGCCGUAAGAUUAUCCAACCAAAACCACACCGAAGGGAUCCAAAUAUUGGACGAUCAAUCUCCCCCACCACCUUACGAAAAAGCGAUCACUUGAAUCUUAACCUAUAUCCAGGUUAUAUGGUGUUCAUUUUAGUCUUCUUCACAAUAAACCGAUGUCCAUUUUUAUUGCCCUUUUUUUAUGGCAUGGUGAUGUGAAUGGUAGCACUGGAACAGUUGGCAAUAUGGAAUGAAACAACUUUAAAACAAACAAUAAUUUAAAAAUUCAGGCGAAUUUGUUUUAACGGUAGAUAUUAUCUGAUCGAGAUAAAUUUAUUUUUAUAAUUCUUAAGGAAGGCUGAGGGUGUGGUGCUACUGUUGCGCGCAAUAGUUUAAUACAAAAAAAAUAUAAAAAGACACGAUUCGUUUUGGAGGUUUUCUAAAUAUCCAUACUCUACCUAUGUGUAAUAUUUUAAAUAUAUGAAAAGCUUUUACCUUUAAAACAAUAUUCAUCCUGUUUACCCCUGACUUUAUUACAUAUACCCAUACAGCUACUACAGCACAAGUUGUGACGUCACUUAAUAUGUAUUGGGCAUACAUACGAGGGAAGUCCAAAAAGUUUCUUACCUCACCAUGUAUACUGAAACAUCCAAUCAACAAAAUCUCAAGCAUCUCUCGAAAAAUGACCACUCUAAGAUUUCAGCCGUUUUCAUUGCUUAGUUAUUCCGUAUAACUGCAUGACUACCCUGCGUGUUUGUCAGAUUUAUACCCCAGCGACUUCAACGAAAUGUUUCAAAAAGAAUCAAAGAAAUCUGACAUUUGUCAUUUCCACUUUUAUUGAGUUUUCAUUGACAAAUUAAAUCUGCAUUUUACUUAUUUAAAACUGCGAUUUACAUAGCGAUAAAAUGGCAAAACCACUAAAUAGAUGGAAUCGGCAAAUCAACUUCAACAUUUCCGACUAUCCUCGUAUAUUAAUCCCGUCUACACUUAACAUAUUACCUGCCAGUUUUGUAUGUCAGGUAAAACGGAAGACCGGUAGUACUCAAAAGGAUCGUCACACGUAAAGUUUUACGUGUCAGGUAAGACUGGCAGGUAAACCGUUACGUGUAGACGUUGCUUUACAUUCAAAUUUAUAUAUUUAAAAAUUAUUAAAUGUUGCAAAUCCCCUAAGACUGUACUUAUAUGCCAAAGAUUGUUAGCUUUAAUUAUUUGUUUUUGUUUAAUAUAAAUAAUAUAGAAAAUUUUAAUUCUUACCAUAAUUUCUUCUAAAAUUAUACCGCAUGUUUCUGAAAAGUGGCUCACCCCUC
Messenger RNA from Sitophilus oryzae (rice weevil), 2240 nucleotides. RefSeq lists its product as uncharacterized. Bases 221 to 1051 code for a protein of 276 amino acids. NCBI's taxonomy places the organism in Eukaryota, Metazoa, Arthropoda, Insecta, Coleoptera, Curculionidae. The transcript has 6 exons. The record is from RefSeq and is a predicted model, not a curated record.